Messenger RNA from Lithohypha guttulata, 627 nucleotides. RefSeq lists its product as uncharacterized. The record is from RefSeq and is a predicted model, not a curated record. The transcript has 2 exons. The coding region runs from base 1 to 627 and encodes 208 amino acids. NCBI's taxonomy places the organism in Eukaryota, Fungi, Ascomycota, Eurotiomycetes, Chaetothyriales, Trichomeriaceae.
AUGCCCGUGCCAAUGUUCAAAACGACUUCCGAUGUUUUCUCUAUGGGCCCUGACUCUACACCUCAGACAAAAAGAAGAUACGCCAACAAAGCGGCCUAUGACCACUACAUGAACUCGGACGCCUUUUUGAACUGUAACGCAUUGCGCAAUUCUCAAAGCACCACCAGGCCACCCUACAUCGUCACAUGGAGCGAAUCAGCCCUCCUAUCUCGACCCGAUCGGCUUCCCUCUUCAGCUCCCAGACCUACGGAAUCGGACCUUCGCAAUCGAGUCGAACAUCCAUAUAUCCUCUUCGCAACCAUCACAGACUCCAAUCCCAAGCACAUCGGAGAGCUAGAACCAUAUGGAGCCGCCAUCGUCGAUUCCGCGACUAAGAACGAGCCGGACACAAUCUUCUAUGCUGAUGCGAGGCCGCUGGACCUUGAGACGGGCCAGGUUACUGAUAGUCUGACAGGUGAAAAGGACGGGUUCAUCUGUGCGUUGGAGGUGUAUGCAAGCAAGGAGGCUUGUGAUGCGCAUUUGCAGGAUGAAAGUGUCAAGAAUCUGGCUGUUCAAGGGCAUAAGCUGGGUAGCCGGUUUGAGCUUGUGCCGAUGGUUAUGAAAGAGGGCUGGCUGGUUAGAGAAUAG